AUGUUAUUCGCUCAAAGUCUACUCUUCGUGUUCGCCUGCUGGCACGCAACUCCAGCACUUACCGCAUCUCUGCCUCCAUCAGAACAGGGACUCGAGUAUAAUCCCGAUCUCAUCAUAACCGAAAACGACCUCGCAGCACGAGGCCUAGAGAAACGGGACUCCAUCAAAAUGUGUCCGAUGCGGUUCAUCGGCGACUACCCGUACUGCAAUUACAGCAACGGCGAAGCAGCCAUAGAUGCAUGGCUCCGUCCAAUGGCAGUCACGAUCAAAAAAUUGUCGGACGAAAACGUAUGCGCAGAAAUAUGCGGCGAGGAAGAGGAGUUCAAGUGGUGCUACCAGUCCCAUACCGAGGGCUCUACGUGCAGUACCAAUGCCCGGCUCGAGACCAUUCAAGGCGCCAUCAGAAAGACCAUGAGGGAUAGGGCUUAUUGGAUAUGUGAGCAGGAGUGCUUCCGGAUGUCUCACGGUAGUUCCUGGCGUGGAUCGCUCCUUGUAGGGCGGAAGGACACCUGGGAUAAGACGAAAUACUGCGGGGACUCGCUUGAAGAUCUACAGUUUGCUACAGAUGAUCGAUGUAUCUCGGGGGGUAACAAGGAUCUUUAG
Molecule: messenger RNA, 603 nt
Organism: Aspergillus pseudotamarii
Lineage: Eukaryota; Fungi; Ascomycota; Eurotiomycetes; Eurotiales; Aspergillaceae
Exons: 1
Coding region: 1-603 (200 amino acids)
Source: RefSeq, a predicted model, not a curated record